Rattus norvegicus (Norway rat) is the source of this 3226-nucleotide messenger RNA. It is a transcript of the gene Rflna, whose product is annotated as refilin A. Gene Ontology annotation, cellular component: cytoskeleton. Lineage: Eukaryota; Metazoa; Chordata; Mammalia; Rodentia; Muridae. The record is from RefSeq and is a predicted model, not a curated record. Gene Ontology annotation, biological process: actin filament bundle organization; regulation of chondrocyte development. Gene Ontology annotation, molecular function: filamin binding.
GAAAUUCCAGAGAAUAUUUGGGAGGGGGGCCAGGAAGAGGUCGCUCCAGUUCCGUGUGACCCAGAAGCCUCCUUCUGCAAGGCAUUCUAGAUACUUCCCAUGCCAGCCCGAGGUGGGUAUGAGAAGAGCAAGCUGGGUUCACUCGUUUCCGGGCUAAGUAGGUGCCAGCCGUGGAGGUAUACUGCUGUGGUCUGUGACUUUGUCUGGGCAGGGAAGCCUGGGGCCAUACUGAACGACACCUGGUAGAUGGUAGAUGGCAUUUGUCUCAUGCUAGGGACAGGUCUCCCGACCUCUGUGUUUAAGUCUGUGAAUGUUUGCUAGGCUUUGCUCCCCACGCCCUGGAGGAAGUUGAGGCACAGGGAUGGUUAGAAAGUUGUCCAAAAGCUGCCCAGUAGAAUAGAACCAGGGAACCCUGGCUCCUGUGUACAUUCAAAUCUGCCCCUGGUUUUCACUGUGUAGCGAGUUAAUGGCCUUUUGAUUAUUUAAGCAGAAAAAUUAAAUGCGUAAGGUCCAGGUGCUGCUUGUCAUCAAGAGAGGAGGCGGUAGCCAUGGCAACCCCGCCCCAGGAUUGGGGCCCUGCCCACCUGCCCAUCUACCAGUUACUACCCACUCUCCAGGGUCCCCACCUUCUUGAGUUUCAUUCCUUCCUUACUCUAAGGUCUAAACUCACACAUCCUGUUCCCCGCUGAGGCCCUAACUCUGAGGCCCAGGGGUAGGCAGGGUGACAAUUGGCAAUCAAUUGGUUUGUCUAUUGUGUGAGAUAAAAGAAGGCUGCCCACAUCUGGGGGAGCCAGUUUCAACUGGAAGAAAGCUAUAGGAAGGUGGUCAGGUGUCCCCAGGUGUCCUCCCUUAGCACUGUCAUACUAGUGGGGAGCUACAGUCACCUUCGCUGUGUGACACAGAGCCAGGAGUGAAUGGCCACCCUGUACAUAGGUCGACAGUCAGGGAACGACACCUCAGAAAACCAGGGAGUGGAUUUGUUGUGGACAGGGCUAAACUGUGUCUCAGUAUAAGAGGUUGGAACAUGCCAAUGUCCUGUGGCAGAACCUAGAUGAGAGGAGGCUCUGCUAGGUUAGGUCGAGGCUGGAAACUAAUGAUUUGUUUCUGGUGUUUUAUUUUUAGAUGUAGACUUGUGUCUUUUAUUUUUUUAUAAAAACAGUACCACGAGCUCCCAGGACCCCCUCCAAAUUAGAAGCCUCUUUCAGAGAUGUAACUGGAAAGUGCUUGUGUGGAGGGCAAAGGGGCUCUGUGUGUGUGUGUGUGUGUGUGUGUGUGUGUGUGUGUGCGCUCGAGGUUUGCCCUCCCACGUGGCCCCAGGAGAGCAAGAUGUAUUGGCUGGAACGGGGGCUGCUUGCCUGCUACCUUCACCCCAAGAAUGCUCAGCCAUUCAGGCAGGACUGAGACGAAAGCAGGCUGACCCUGGCUGCUACUCUGGGCUCCCGAGCUGGACUUCUGUGCCAGAUGAUAAACAUCAGGUGGCCCCCACACCCCCAUAAUUUAUCACAGAGCCAUGGUGUGUGGGGCAGACUUGGCGGGGAGCCAGGUCCCGCUGGCUGAGAAUAGGUCUGUGUCAGAAACGGCUCCUAACACUUGACAAGCAGUUUGGGCAUCGCCCCCGCCCCCAGGCACCCCUCCUCUUCUAGUUUUAUGGCCCACAGAGGACUACAGGUGGCUUUUGGGAUCUGACCUGGGGCAGCUCUCUGGGUAUUUGCUUAGACCACAGCCUCCUGUGUGUGUGUGUGGAGGCGGGGCUCACUGUUGAGUGACAGGAGGGAGGUGACAAGAAGCAGAGUGGGUUAGACUCUGCCUCCCUAGGUUCUCCUAGUUAAUUCGUAAGAAAACCUUGCUUCAGGACAGGAUAGACUAUGCUUCUGAUGACCCUGGACUAUCAGGAGGGGCCACUUCCUCCCCUCAGGCCACUUCCCUCUUCCCAAAUCCCCCAGCCCUGGAGAUGAGGUCCCGGCUGCUGCCUGUGUUCUUUGGGGAGAGCAUCGAGGUGGACCCAGAACCCGCACACGAAAUCCGCUGCAACUCCGAGGUCACCUACGCCUCAGAGAGAUACUUCCGCGACAAGAUCUUCUACGCUCCGGUGCCCACGGUCACAGCCUACAGCGAGACCAUAGUAGCGGCGCCCAACUGUACUUGGAGGAGCUACCGCAGUCAGCUGACCCUGGAGCCUCGCCCUCGGGCCCUGCGCUUCGGAAGCACCGCCAUCAUCUUCCCCAAACUGGCCCGAAGCUCCUUCCGCACCACGCUGCACUGUAGCCUAGGCCAGCCGCGGCACUGGUACUCCUCCAGCCUGCAGCUGCGACGGUGUGGGGAUCCCGCACCCAGUUCUGGCUGCCCCGAUGUACUCUGAGGCGCCCAGUGGCAGAGGAGGAGCCGAGUGUGGGAGGGAGUCAGGAAAGAGGGUCAGGCGACCCCACAGGUUAGGCUGGCUGUGCCCGAGCCUAGAGGAUUCUGUGAAUGAAUCUUUCAUUAGUCUUUACAGACUUGAUGGCCUUAGGGGCAGGGCCCAGCAUGUCCUGGUGUGCCCUCGAGGCAAAGACAGCCCUAUGUACCACAGGACACAGGGCACUCAGCCAUGGUCUGGUUCCCAGCGUCAUUCUUGGAGAGGCUUGUUUCAAAAUAGGCCACUCAGAAGUGCUCUCCCCGGCUGAGAACUGCAGGUAUGGAGGCUGAACUAGCUUACCUUGAACGGAGAUGGGGCUACCCAGAACACAUCCGUUGUCUGCUGUGCAGGGCACGUGUCCCCACAAGACACAUUCCAGACUAGCUUAGAACUCUUGAGCCUCAAAGCUUUCGGGCAGGUGCCCAGGGAGGCUUCAAAGCUAAUGACGGGACAUUGCCAAUAACUGCCUAUGGCUGACUCUGGACUUGAGCCUACGGCAGGGCUCAGAACCCCAAGAGAAACUGCCUGCUUUUUCUUGGCUUCCUGUUCUUGCCUAGGAUGGAUCCUACAGCUAUACCAGUUUUCGGCUCUUGCCCACAACCUGGUCCUGUCCCUGGUUAAAAUGAGUCUCCGAGUCCACUUAGAGAUGGAGACGUCCCUUUGCCUCAACUGGAAACCUGCCUACUGCCUCUGUGGUGGCCCAGAGGGAAGGGACACACUUUGUGGGGCAAAUGGACUGAUUUCUAUCAAUCUAGUAGCUUACCCCAAGUGCCCUCCUGGUUGAAGAACAGCUUAAGAAAUUAGUGAAUCAUCCUAAUAAACUGUACGCACACA